Molecule: messenger RNA, 3813 nt
Organism: Pochonia chlamydosporia 170
Lineage: Eukaryota; Fungi; Ascomycota; Sordariomycetes; Hypocreales; Clavicipitaceae
Product: 5-oxoprolinase
Exons: 2
Coding region: 1-3813 (1270 amino acids)
Biological process (GO): glutathione metabolic process
Cellular component (GO): cytosol
Molecular function (GO): 5-oxoprolinase (ATP-hydrolyzing) activity
Source: RefSeq, a predicted model, not a curated record
AUGGGGUCAUUGACAGGCAAGAAGAUCACCAUUUCUAUUGACCGAGGCGGCACAUUUACAGAUGUACAUGCUACGGUACCCAGCAAACCUGACAUUGUACUCAAACUUCUUUCCGUGGACCCUUCAAAUUAUCAGGAUGCUCCAACAGAAGGAAUUCGCAGGGUUCUUGAGGUCGCAACGGGCAAAUCCUUGCCAAGAAACCAGCCAUUGCGACUAGACCACAUAGAAUGUUUACGAAUGGGAACUACCGUUGCCACAAAUGCUUUGCUAGAACGCAAGGGCAUGAAAUCGGCGCUGGUAACAACCAAAGGCUUCAAAGACCUUCUUCGCAUCGGCAAUCAGGCUCGCCCAGACAUCUUCGACCUCUCUGCAAGGCGACCUGCCGUUCUUUUUGAAGACGUCGUCGAGGUUAACGAGCGUAUCGUGCCGUCGCAUCCCAGGUCAUCUCGGGAACUCCUUGAACCUUUUCGGGCGCUUGAGGGCAUUACCGGAGAACAAUAUCACGUAAUACAAGAGCUGGAUACUGAAGGACUUGUUGCCGACUUACAGGCUCUCAAAGAUGGAGGGUAUGGUUCAGUGGCGGUAGCUUUGGUUAAUUCAUUCGCUUGUCCCGAUCACGAAAUCAAGAUUGGUGAGAUUGCCAGCAAGAUGGGAUUCUCUGUUGCCCUAUCUUCGCAGCUACAGCCCAUGAUCAAGGUUGUUCCACGUGGAAUGUCCGCAACUGCUGAUGCAUACCUGACUCCCGUUAUCAAGUCCUACAUCGACUCAAUAUCAGCAAAUUUCGAGGGUGGCCUAGAUGGCUCACAUGGUUGCCGGGUCGAGUUCAUGCAAUCCGAUGGUGGGCUUGUAGACUUCCGCAAAUUCAGUGGCCUAAAAGCCAUCCUCUCUGGUCCUGCCGCUGGAGUUGUUGGAUAUGCCUCCACCAGCUGGGACCAAGAAGCUCAAAUACCAAUUAUUGGCUUUGACAUGGGCGGCACAUCAACCGACGUUUCUCGUUUUGACGGACAAUUAGAUCACACGUUUUCCUCAAGCAUCUCGGGAGUUAGUAUCCAAGCACCGCAGCUAGACAUCAACACGGUUGCUGCAGGAGGUGGAUCAAUUCUGUCUUGGAGAAACGGGCUGUUCAUGGUUGGACCAGAAUCUGCAUCUGCGCAUCCAGGUCCGGCUUGCUAUAGAAAAGGAGGACCUCUUACCGUCACCGAUGCAAACCUUUUCCUCGGGCGUCUUCUACCCGAAUAUUUUCCCAAGAUUUUUGGACCAAACGAAGACCAACCUCUAGACCGCGAAGUUACCAAGAAGUUGUUCGAAGAGCUCACCGAAAAGAUCAACCAGGAGCAUAACCAGGCCCGAUUGACGCCUGAACAAGUGGCUCUUGGAUUUCUCAAGGUCGCAGAUGAGUCCAUGACAAGGCCAAUACGCAACCUGACUGAAGCACGUGGAUUUGAAACGUCGUCGCACCAUCUUGCCUGCUUUGGCGGUGCCGGAGGCCAGCAUGCAUGCAAUGUUGCGGCAUCACUUGGAAUCUCACGCAUCAUCAUUCACAAGUACUCAUCGAUCCUGUCUGCGUACGGAUUGGCGCUUGCUGAAAUUGUGCAAGAGGCACAAGAACCGAUGGCAGCUCAAUAUUUGGGAUCUGAAGAGCUCAUCAGGGCUAAAUUGGAAGGUCUAAUUCACCGCUCCACGGAGCAGUUGCGAGCACAGGGUUUUAUAGACAGCCAGCUCCGGCACGAAGUUUUCCUCAACAUGAGAUACGAAGGGUCCGACACGAGCUUGAUGAUCCUUCAACCCUCUGAUGGUAAUUUUGCCUCAGCUUUCAUAAACCGACACCGAAGAGAAUUCAACUUUACGUUUGAGCGGCCGAUUCUUGUGGAUGAUGUCCGCGUAAGAACUAUUGCGUCUGCGAAUAAGCUCUCAGAGAAGAGCCCGCUACAGCAGCUGAUGGCCGUCAAAAUAAAGCAAGCGCCUCCAGCUACGCAACAUACAAGUGUCUACUUCGAUUCAAACUCGGGAUUUAUCAAGACUCCAAUCUACCUACUGCGAGAACUUGGGUCUGGUGUUAAGCUUCACGGUCCGGCUAUCAUCAUUGAUGAAACCCAAACCAUUGUCGUCUCACCAAAUGCCGUUGUUCACGCACUCGAAACCUGCGUCCUCAUUGACUUAGAAUCCGCGCCAAAAGAGAAUUCAGUACUGUCGCAAGUCGAUCCUGUUCGCCUAUCCAUUUUUAGUCAUAGAUUCAUGUCUGUAGCAGAGCAAAUGGGCCGGACGCUUCAGAAAACCUCCGUAUCUACCAAUAUCAAGGAGCGCCUUGACUUCUCUUGCGCUUUAUUCUCACCAGAUGGCGGUCUGGUUGCUAAUGCCCCCCAUGUACCUGUUCAUCUUGGUUCGAUGCAAUUCGCCGUUCGGUAUCAGCACAAGCGGUGGCAAGGAAAACUUAAGGAUGGUGAUGUCUUGGUUUCGAACCAUCCUGUCUCUGGUGGAACGCAUCUUCCAGAUGUGACGGUUGUCACCCCUGUGUUCAAACAGGGAACGGACGAAAUCAUCUUCUACGUAGCUUCGCGUGGUCACCACGCAGACAUCGGAGGUAUUCUCCCUGGUUCUAUGCCCCCAAAUUCGACUGAGCUCUGGCAAGAAGGAGCUGCAAUUGAGUCAGAAAAGGUUGUCUCCGACGGCGUCUUCAAUGAAACUCGCAUGCGGGAGCUUUUCCUAGACAUCCCAUCAAAGUACCCAGGAUGUUCUGGAAGCCGAAACUUAAAUGACAACAUCUCAGACCUAAAGGCACAGAUCGCUGCUAAUGCCCGUGGCAUAGCACUAAUUCAGAAUCUCAUCGAGGAAUACGGACUUCAAACCGUACACAUGUACAUGUUUGAGAUUCAGAAGACUGCAGAGCUGGCCGUGCGAAACCUCCUCAAGGACAUGUACCACCGGUACAAUGGGGAACCACUAGAGGCGUUAGAUUUCAUGGAUGAUGGAACCCCUAUCAAAUUGAAGAUCACAAUUGCGAAGGAUGGUUCUGCCGUUUUUGACUUUGCCGGUACAGGUGAGGAAGUCCGCGGCAACAUCAACGCACCAGAGGCCAUCACACACUCGGCAAUCAUCUACGCGUUGCGAUGCAUGAUCAAGUCAGACAUCCCUCUGAAUCAAGGCUGUCUUAAUCCAGUUGACAUCAGAAUUCCGCGCCCAAGUAUCCUAAGUCCAACGGGGGCAGCCGCUGUGGUGGGAGGAAACGUUACCACCAGCCAGCGAGUCACAGAUGUGGUGCUAAAGGCGUUACAUGCUUGUGCCGCAUCCCAAGGCUGUCUGAAUAACCUAACCUUUGGUGUCGACGGAAAAGUGGACGAGGCUACAGGGAAAGUUAUUCCCGGCUUCGGCUACUACGAGACCAUUGCCGGAGGGGCAGGGGCAGGUCAAAAUUGGGUUGGAGAGAGCGGCGUGCAUGUACACAUGACAAACACACGCAUCACCGACCCUGAGAUUCUGGAAAAGAGAUAUCCCUGUAUUCUCCGCCGAUUUGAGAUGCGUGAAGGAACGGGAGGCGAGGGACUGAACCGUGGGGGACACGGUGUAUCGCGAGAGAUCGAGUUCCUCGCUCCUGUGCAGUGCUCUAUCCUCUCGGAGCGGCGUGUGCAUCGACCAUAUGGCAUGGAUGGCGGCCAAAAAGGAGCAGCUGGAUUGAACUUGUGGCUCACCAAGGAUAAGCAUACCGGCAUAGAAAGACGGGUGAAUAUGGGCGGAAAGGGGAGUGUACCUAUGGAGGCUGGAGACCGAGUUCUCAUUAUGACGCCCGGUGGUGGUGGAUUCGGCACCAAGGUCUGA